AUGCCCCUGGGCCAGAAUCAGAGUGCCGGAGCGAUUGAAAAGGAUAAUGAAAAUGCUGCCACUAUUACAGGGCGACCAACUCCGAGGCAUGAAAGCAACCAGGAAGUUAGACUCUUUCAUUCUUUGAACCAAUUCAUUGAACUGGUGAGCAAUGAACCAACUAGGGCCGGGACUAGAGAACGAAGGAGAACUAGCGACAAGUAUGUUUCAAAUUUUUUGCGUUUGAAUCUGUUAUCAUAUCUGAGGCAAUUGCAACAGCAUCCAGAGUCUUGUGAGGGUCAUCGAGAGGUAUUGAUCCAAUGGUGGGUCACUUUGUUGAACUUCCUUAAUAGCGAUUUGAUUCCGAACCAAGCAGAACCGAGGACAUCCUCGACGCAAUUAAUAUCAUUUCCGGACCCAUUGUUGAGCAUUGAAACAGUUUCUGUUUGUUUGGAGAGCGUGAGCAGAUUGAUGUCCUCGUUGAUGAUUCUGCCAAAGGUUCGUGUUCGGCACACGGAGAUAUAUUCUCAUCACAUACUGUUGACCAUUCACUACGUCACUAACAGGCUUAUUCUGAUCGCGAAAAGUAGCAAACAGCCGAUGAAUACCCUAGACAAUCAGAGUUUUUUGCAAUUUCUUAACAGUUAUUCGUCAUUAUUGCGUUCUUUCCUGGGAAAGCUGAACGCUUAUGCAUUCUUUUAUUUACCUGAUGAGUUUCAUUUUGACACCCAAGCCCUCUUGGCCAUAACGCCAGAUGUAACAUUCCAGCAUAGCGAAGGUGAAAAGAUAUUCAGUUGGAAGAAAAGGUCAUUCUCCGUACCGAAAAAUGCAAGAUCAAGACUUGAUCCCAAGGACUUGGAUAAUCGAGAUACUAAAUUUUUCAAAAUUGUUGCAUCCUACUUGAGAAAUGAUUCGGUUUUAAUGGCUUUCUAUUGGCAUUAUUGGUAUAUCGUCUUGCGAUAUUUGGCCAAAUGUGAGCCAACCAACGAUAGAGGGUUGAAUCUUGAUCUUUUGCCAGGCGCUUCCAUUUUGCUGGAACAUGUAACCUGCAUGUUUUUACGGAAUGACCUAAAUCGAUUCACCAAGUUCGUACAAUCGACAAACAAAACCAAGAGCUCCAAUAAUGCUUUCAACGUAUCAGACACUAUGCCGGAUUCAUCCGCCGCAUCGACAGAUGUCUUUAUGACGAACGAGAUGCUAAACGAGUUCGUAUUCACCAAUUUCAGCAUUUUAAGGCUUUGGGAAUGUCUGAGAAGUCUAGCGGGUUGCUUCCAAGGUGAUCCAAACAUGAGCCGUCUGCUGCGACUGCAUGACUUGUCACAACUGAAGCAUGUUGCCGAGAUUUCGGCGUACGAUCAUAGCAUGGCCAAUGUAAUUUACAAUAAGACUUUGCAAUUUGUGGUCUUUCAGUUCGAGUCUUACUCUUUAGCCGAUUUUUUAAACUGGGAUAUCUGGUGUCGAGGAAUCGUAGCUAUGCUACGUACCUUGAAUGGUAACUGUCAAGUUGUUGCGCUACUAUGCCUAUUCAACAAUUGGGAAUACAUGCUCCCCGCGGUGCAGAACCAGAUUACGACUGAGCUCCUUGAGAACUUGUGGUUCUCUCUAACAACCGAAUGCGAUUUCCAAUUGUCGAAAGUACUUUUCUUCAAGCUGCUUGUGUUUCGUGUUAUUCCAUCUGCAGAUCACUUAUCGAAGGAGGUGCUGAAAAAGAGACUUGAAAGCAUGUUUGAUGAAAUGUGUUUUCUCGAUAAUCAGCUUGAUCAGGUCGAUCGAGAUCGCCAGCAAGAUGUGCUGCUGUUUUAUGGCAAUAGGAAAUUCUUCCUUGUACAGAGUAAGCCGCGAGAGGAGGAAGAGUUGAUAUGCAGAGCAGAAAGAGAACCCAAAUCAAAAGCGAAGCGACCUUAUCAAAACUUCCCCUCCGUUCUCAGCACGGCUAAUGUACGUCCGUCGUUAAUCUUGAAAGGCGGCAGAUAUCCGUACGACGUUUUUGAUGAGAUGGUGGUAAAAGCUGCUUUGAUGUUGGCCGAAAAGAGGAGGAGGGACUCAGAGACACCAUUACCUACGAUUGAAGAUCCUUCAUCACGCAGUAUCAACGAGUCCACAUCAAAUGACAAUAAAAGUUCCAAAUCCUCUCCAUCGAUUUCAAGUGCAUUAGGUUCAUGGUUUUCAAAACUCUCCACGACUACUGACAACCGUAUCAGGAAGCUCGGUUCAUCGCAACGGAGAAAUUCGGAAAAAUCGGCAAAGGCGGGAGCUGAGCAAGCCUUCGAGAUUGAUGUAUCUUUGCCCUCAUGUCAUUCAACCGAUAUGCUGUCCAUGUACUCUACGGUAUCAUCUUUGGCUACUGGCAGGACCAUUGCUUCUGAUGAACAGCUAGGUAAUAGUGAUAGAAACACAUCGGAGCAUACAUCGAAAGCGGCUAGCAGAGCAGCUGCAAACAGCGAAAAGCUCCAACCUGAUCAACGCAAAAAGAAGAAGCUGUUAUCGCCUGUGGAACUGAAAUACACAUCUGGCAUAACGGGACAUGCAACGGUUACUACUUUGUUCAAAGCCCUCAAUGUGCCCUGUGAAUCAAUGCUGUCAAAAGUCGAAAAGGCGAAUGUUAAAUGGUCAGUAGUAACUGCAAAGACAUAUGAUAAACCACUGCCCAAACCCGCUGACAUGGCUGUUGAAACAUUCAUUGAGGACAUGAGAAACCAGUCACUACAAUCAUUCGAGGAUGGAAACAUAGCCGUUGAGCGACUUCACUCGCAUGGCAAAAGUUCAAAUGAAUCGACCCUACUUUCCAACUUUAGUGACAACUCAUUUCUCCCGCGCCCGGAUUACAGCAUAUUGGCCCUAGGGAAUGAGAAUGUUUCGACAAACGAUUCAGAGCUGGCUGCUCGGGUUCAAAAACUAACCUUGGAUGCCAGCUUACGAGGUGACACGAAUUGUGUGGCUGAUAGCUUUUGCAAUGAUCGAGAGGACGAAAAGGCGAGGACUCUGAAGCGUAAUAGGAAUAUGCAGCUUGAGACCAGGAUAACAAAGUUAUCUACGCUACUAAGAAUGUUCAACCAAACCGUCGAAGAAUAUUAUGAACAUCAAAAUUUCAUUAACCAUGGAUCUAUCUUCAUAGAGUUUGAACUGAAGGCACACCUUGGUUCCCAAUAUACGCCAGACCAAUUUAAAAGAAGUAUAUAA
This is a messenger RNA of Torulaspora globosa, 3159 nucleotides long. It is a transcript of the gene AHK1, whose product is annotated as Ahk1p. NCBI's taxonomy places the organism in Eukaryota, Fungi, Ascomycota, Saccharomycetes, Saccharomycetales, Saccharomycetaceae. The record is from RefSeq and is a predicted model, not a curated record. The transcript has a single exon. The coding region runs from base 1 to 3159 and encodes 1052 amino acids.